Molecule: messenger RNA, 352 nt
Organism: Drosophila innubila
Lineage: Eukaryota; Metazoa; Arthropoda; Insecta; Diptera; Drosophilidae
Exons: 2
Coding region: 55-333 (92 amino acids)
Source: RefSeq, a predicted model, not a curated record
UUAAUUUUUUGGUCAAAAUUGUAAGCUUGUGUCAGAUAAAAUUAAUGUUUAGUUAUGAACCCGGAUCAGCAAUUAAAUGUAGCCUCGUCUCAGAAGCAGCUUAAAGGAAAUACAUCUCAUGAUAAUAUGACUGAUGUUAACUGGGCUGCCUACAACGCAUUUCGCAGUGAUCUGGCAAAGGUGCAGAAGACUUUUGCUUGUUGCACCCAAACGGACUUCACCGAGGAAGUGGGCACCUUGACGGACACCUCGUUGGGUUGCAAAUUCCUCGGCCAGCGACCGACGAAAUUAAGAAGUCAGAGCUUGCCGCCGAGUGCAAGUUUCUAUAAAUAGCAUCGAUAUGGAGUCUCGA